CCUGCGAGGCGCCGGAGAGGAGGAGGAGGAGGGAGGAGGAGGAGGAGGAGCGGGAUGGCGGGGCUUUUGACUCCGCGAUUCCGCAAGCUCAGCAGCCAGAGUGAGCUCCGACUUCAGCGGCGGGAGGGCCUCCGGCUCCGGCUUAGCAGCGGCACUGGUAUCACUCGGAGGAGAAAGGCAGUUAUCACAGGAUGCUCCGGUCCUUUUCAAGCUACUCAGCUCUGGAAUAGUAUCAUUUACUCCCUUCACACGCAGGUGGAAAUAAAAAGAAGACGACAACAUUUCCGAACUUAUAAAGACUGUUUUACUGGUUCAGACGCUGUUGAUGUAGUGUUAGGUCAUCUUAUGCAGAAUAUAUCCUUAAGCAGCACUGACAUCUCCCGUCUAAAUGGAGUGCGUCUUUGCCAAGCUCUCAUGGAUCAUAAAAUAUUUGAACCAGUUGGAAUAAAACUAUUUAAAAGUGAAAAGGAAUUGGAAUUUGAAGAUACAAAUAGCAGUCUCUACAGGUUUCUGGACCAAAAUCCUGUUUCUGGUUUAUCUAAAAGAAAUGAGGAUCCUAAAAUUACGGGGCUUGGUCAAAUACAAGCAGAAGGACUCUCCAGAAUAGAAGAUGAAACGAUUUCGAAUCCUUUAGCACAAGAAAUUGAUGAGAAGACAAUUGAAGAACUAAUUCAUACUCUAAAUGGGCAUGCAUCUUUCACUCCAAAUGUAACAGGUGAUAAACCAGUCCAUUUGCUUUCGAAAAAAGUUGUGGAAGAUGUGUGGAAAGAGCAGACACUGUUAAGACUACUCCAAUUAAUUCACCUUCCAAUCUUAGAAAAUAUUUUAGAGCCUCCAGUAAAAAACCAAAAUGUUCAGUUGAAGCGAGAGGAAGAUCUCAUCAUCUCCAACACUUGGUUAGAUAGAGAUGUUAUUCAUGGCCUCAGUUUAUCUGAGGUUGACAAUUGGCUCAGUGCAGCAAUUGAAUGCUUGGAAUAUUUCCCGGAUCAGCUACUAGUGAUGGUUAGUCAGCAGUUAGUUCAAAAUGCUAACGAAGACACAAAACUGAAUGUUCAUAAGAAGAUAUUCUUUGAUGUUAUAGUAAAAUAUUAUAAUCAAGAAAGAGAAUGUUUACUUAAUGACAGUUAUUCUGAUGUUCAUUCAGGAAUUAUUGAACUUCUGGAGAAUGGAAAACGAACAGAAGCUCUGGAAGCAUCACAGCUCUACCUGAGGCUCCUAUUCCCUCACAUUAGGGAAGAAUUACGCAGACUCCUGACUUUUAUGUCCAUAGCCUCAGACCCUCAUGGCUACAAGUUACAAAAACAGUAUGAUAAUACAACAGUGGUCAUGAAAAUGCUUACUAAAGCUGUUUUGCAAAACAAGUCAUUAUCAAAAGUACAAACAGAACAACUGGUCCAGUUUCUGCUAGAGAACCAUUGUGAUCUUUUUAAGACACCUUUGAAUUUGUUGGACUUGGUCAGUAGAAAAUUCAGAAGCCUUCUUCGUGGAGAAGAUCCAGAUUUUAUAUCAGGUUUCACAUUUUGUCAGCGAUUGACUCUUGAAGACUAUGAAGAACAAAAACAAAAGACAAACGAACAGCUCCAACAGUUGAUCCAAGAGAUUAACAUCAGUUCCAAUAUUCCUUUCAAACAGAAAAAGAAACUGAUAAAAGAAUUUCAGAAACAUCAUCCAUCAGCUUUGAGUUAACAUUUUAGGUUCAAGAAAUUGGAUGCAAUUUUGUAUUCUGGACUCUUGUAAAAGGAUAGAAAGCUUUUUUCUUUAUACCAAUUUUUUUUUAACCUGUCAAACUAACAUAUUUUAGUAGAAUUCGAUGAAAAAUGUAGCCUCCAGAUACCAUGUUUAUCCAGUAAACAUUUAAAAGAGAGAAGCUCAUCCCUCAGUUAUGCUACUGAAUUGCUUAUUUGUGCUCUACUGAAUAGUUGAUGCUACUGAACAAUUUAGAAGUUAUGCUGCUAUUUUGGGAGUCUUGAUACAGUCAGAUCCCAAAGAAGUCUUUCUGGAUUUCAGUGAAGAAACAUUUCUGGUUGAAGCUCUGGAUAAGUGUGUCUACUUGGGUGUCAUUUUGCCUUUGCCUGCUAGAACAUAAUGACUCAAGGUGAUCUAGAAGUAUAAAAGAGCAUAGCAUCUUCAGUUUGGCCACUCCUUCCUCUCAUGUAGAUCAUAACUGUCCUUAUGUUUCUAGCUUUUGCCAUCCUUGUUCAUGCUUUUCAGUAAAUCCCGCAGAGGUUCAUUCCAUCCCAAAUAUCUGAAACCUUUCUCUGCUUAUUUCAUGUAGCACUUAACAGUGCUCACACAGUGGGCGAUUCUUUUUCCCUCUCUUGGAAAAUGCCUUUCUUUUCUAGGCACAAGCUUCCUUGAUUAUAUCUUUUUUGCUAUUUUUGAAAGUAAUUUAUUAGUAAUAGGUUACUACCUACUAUUGCCAUCAUAAUUUUUUUUAAUUUUAAUAUUUUCUCCAAUUAAGCAUUUUUCCUCUCCUUCCUAAUCCUUCCACUGAACAGCGAAAAAAUUUUUAAUUUAAAAAAAAAAAAAAAAAGAGGCAGCUAGUU
Messenger RNA from Sarcophilus harrisii (Tasmanian devil), 2546 nucleotides. It is a transcript of the gene DEPDC4, whose product is annotated as DEP domain containing 4. The record is from RefSeq and is a predicted model, not a curated record. The transcript is spliced from 9 exons. Gene Ontology annotation, biological process: intracellular signal transduction. The coding region runs from base 55 to 1686 and encodes 543 amino acids. NCBI's taxonomy places the organism in Eukaryota, Metazoa, Chordata, Mammalia, Dasyuromorphia, Dasyuridae.